GAUAACGCCGUGAGUCAUUUAGUACACAUAUGUAUGUACCAAAAAAUAUUGUCGAACGAAUGUUUUGUGUUUGUAAAAUUAUGCGUUUAUAUGAAACAUUAUCUUUCGCCGUCCAAUCGGGUCUGCAGUCACGGUCACCUGACGUCGUUCACCACAACAAAGAACAAUUAACUCUUUCUCCCUCACAGUUAUGUCCGUGAUCAUUACUCGACCUCUUCCCUCCCCCCAUUUUGUGCUCACUAGUAUCUGCCUUUCUCCGGCUCUCAACUAAAGUCUAGACCCGUUCACUUCCCCACCACCGAUCCAGAGUUAUCGAACACGCAUUUGAUUACUAUUAACCGACCACGCGGCCCAAUCUCACGUUCACACUCGCACACACGCGUCGCUAGUUUAUCUCUUCGCCGUGCGCACGCACACACACCCAUAUAUGUACUACACACUAACACUUGCAUUCACGUUGGUUAAGACUAAAGCCGACACGCUCUACAACUCACACGUUUUUCCUUCUUCUUCGUCGCCAGUUGUCUGAAGUGAAAAAUACCCAAGAGAGCUUUAAGAAAAUAUAUCAGAAAAAUGGUUCAGAAUACUGAAAUUAUAGAUGCCAGUAGAAAUAAUAUGGUAGUGUUGGAUAACUUAUCUGAUUACUUGAUUUUUGGUUGGGAUAUUGACACUACCGGGCGCCGCUUACUAGAUGAAAUCUGCCAUAUUGCUGGUUACACGCCUAAGUCAGCAUUUAACCAAUAUAUAAUGCCACAUAAUGAUAUUGAUCAAGUAGCUAGAAAACGUCAUCUAUUGUGUACUAUAACCAUGGGUCGUUUCCGUGCAUUAAAAGAUGUUAAAAGCAACAAAACAUUAAAAUCAAAGAGUGAAAUAUCUGCUUUAGUUGAGUUUAUAGAAUGGUUAGAACAAACCUUAAAAGAUAACGGUAAAAAAAAGGCCAUAUUAGUGUGUCAUGAAGUUAGCAAAUUCAAUACAUGUCUUCUAAUUAAGUCUCUUCUUGUUUAUAAUUUAUUGGAUAAAUUCUCCGAAUUAGUAGUAGGUUUUGCCAACUGUCAUUCAUUUGCUCAAACUCACUGUCAAGAUACUAUGGUUACAUUUUCUCUAAGAGUUCUCUCUAAAGUUCUUCUAGAUAAAGAUCACAUUGAUAUAUCAAAAGCAACCGAACGUGCUAAAUUGGCCUAUGAUAUUGUUCAACAUUUAUGUGUGACUUUGGGAAAUGGUGAUGGUGAUGGAAAAGAAGUUGUAACUGGAAGUGAAGUUUCUGAAGAAACCAAGACCAAAGCAUUAUCUACAUUCCUUACAGCUCUAGAUGAUGAAGUAAACACAUUACAUAGCACUCAAGAGCUGUUAGCUAGACAAAAAUCUUUAAAUACUGUUUAUCAAAAGUUCUUUUCCUACCACACAUCUACCACUGAACGCAAAAAAGCUAUUGGAUAUCGUAAUUCUAUUGCCAAGGCUAAUAUUGAUUACACAACACUCCAAACCUUAUGGACUGACAAUAGAGAUAGUUUUAAAGAAAUUGUUAAAGAAAAAUUGCCAGAAUUAUCUGAUGAAGAUAAAGAAGAUAUUAUUGUGACUAUAAUUAAGCAUUUUGAAAAUCCUGAACCUGAUUCUCCACCACCCAAAGGAGGCCGAAGGUAUGGUGGUAGAUUUAGGAGACAUAGCAGUAGUAACAAAGAUACAAGAAAGAGUACAUCCGAUAAAGAAAACGAUCCAAGUUCUGUAUCAUCAAUAUCUGAUGCUAAUGGUCAUACAACUGUAGAAGAAAAGCCUCAGAACGAAAUUUCCAUAACUCAUGAGAAUGGUGACAAUAAGUGAUUACAAACCAAAGUUUGAUUACCAUUUUAAGUAUUUAAGAUUAAGUAUUAUUAAAAAAAAAAAAAAUCUGUUAAGUUUUUCUUGUUGUUCUUCAUAGACUACUUAUAAGUUUUAUAUUAAUAAUUUUUUAAAAUCUCAAAAAAUAAAUUGAUUUUAUUAAAAUAAA
Sipha flava (yellow sugarcane aphid) is the source of this 1984-nucleotide messenger RNA. It is a transcript of the gene exu, whose product is annotated as maternal protein exuperantia. The transcript has 6 exons. NCBI's taxonomy places the organism in Eukaryota, Metazoa, Arthropoda, Insecta, Hemiptera, Aphididae. Gene Ontology annotation, molecular function: protein homodimerization activity; RNA binding. The record is from RefSeq and is a predicted model, not a curated record. Gene Ontology annotation, biological process: bicoid mRNA localization. The coding region runs from base 574 to 1818 and encodes 414 amino acids.